Messenger RNA from Camellia sinensis, 2111 nucleotides. Lineage: Eukaryota; Viridiplantae; Streptophyta; Magnoliopsida; Ericales; Theaceae. The record is from RefSeq and is a predicted model, not a curated record.
AUGACUUGGGCGAAAUUGAAGCUGCUUGGACUGUACAUACAGGGUGUAGUUUUAUGCCAAACUGGUGGUCUCUCUGACGUUGCCGCCGAUACGCCUGGGCUAGAAAGUGACAUGCGUGAUGCUCUUACUCAAACUGUGGACUUCGAUGCAUCCGGUAUAUUUGACAACGGACAAUGUGAAUUUGUCGUUGUGUUAGACCGCUUUCCUAAUCCUACCUACAGGCCUAAGUUUGAAGAUGUUUUCCAGUGGUCCAGUGGUGACCACGAACUAGUUACGCAAAAUGAACGGUUCUUCGACGUUACCCAUGACAACAGUAAUCGUCAUUUCUAUCCAAAUAUGCAAGGGGCAACUAAUCAUGAAAAUGUUUUGGAAUACAUCUCCAAAAACUGUGACUACACUAAAUGGGGUGAAUUCCGUGAACGGGGUCCCUGCGCUAACCAACAGAACAAAGAAAAUAUAUACCGUGAGGCGCUUGCAGCAGACAAUAAGGAGCAAGCGUUGGAAAUGGAUUUCAUUUAUUCCACCAUUGUCGUACGUUCAUCAAUUUGCAGAAAUGAACGGUUCUUCGACGUUACCCAUGACAACAGUAAUCGUCAUUUCUAUCCAAAUAUGCAAGGGGCAACUAAUCAUGAAAAUGUUUUGGAAUACAUCUCCAAAAACUGUGACUACACUAAAUGGGGUGAAUUCCGUGAACGGGGUCGCUGCACACAAGAUGAACGGUUCUUCAACGUUACCCAUGACAACAGUAAUCGGCAUUUCUAUCCAAAUAUGCAAGGGACAACAAAUCAUGAAAAUGUUUUGGAAUACAUCUCUAAACACGGUGACUACACUGAAUGGGGUGAAUUCCGUGAACGGGGCCGCUACGCUAACCAACAUAACAAAGAAAAUAUAUACCGUGAGGCGCUUGCAGGAGACAACAAGGAGCAAGCGCUAGCAAUGGCACAUUACUCUGCUAACUUACAGAGUUUGAUAUAUGACCUUGCCAAAGAACAUUUGGUUAAUGAGCUUAGGUAUCCUGAUAGUUGCUUGGAAUUCAAAUAUGAUCCCACCUUUCCCAUUAGAGGCUUGUACUAUGACAAGCUAAAAGGGUGCCUUUUGAAGUUGGAUUUCUUUGGGUCAAUUGAGCCUGAUGGAUGCUACUUUGGUCAGCGCAAGUUUACCAAGAAUGAAAUAGAACAAAUCUAUGGCACAAGACAUAUUGGCCGUGAUCAAGCACAUGGACUCGUCAGUUUGAUGGAUUUCUUUUGCUUUAGUGAGGCCUGCCUUAUUGCUGAUAUUGUGCAACAUUUUGUUGACGCAAAGCUCGAGUUUGAUGCACCCUAUGUCUAUCAAGAUGUAAAUCGUGCAAUUCAGCAUGUUCACGGAAGUGGCUUGGCUCAUAGAGGAAUUCUAUCUGAUCCGCAAAGAUACCAAGUUAAAGAUAGUCAGUUGCAACGCUUUCUCAGGAUGCUAAAGGAAAAUGGGAAGAAACUUUUCUUGUUGACCAACUCUCCGUAUUAUUUUGUGGAUGGAGGGAUGCGCUUUAUGUUAGAGGAUUCUUUGGGUGAAAGAGACUCCUGGAGGGAGCUUUUUGAUGUUGUGAUUGCUAAAGCGAAUAAACCAGAAUUUUACACAUCCGAGAAUCUGUUCCGCUGUUAUGAUGAAGAGAAGGAUACCUUAGCUUUCUCAAAGGUGGAUUCAUUUCUUCCAGAUCGAGUAUACUACCACGGAUGCCUUAAGUUCUUCCUCCAAAUUACAAAGCGGAAUGGUCCAGAGCUAAUAUACUUUGGGGAUCAUCUAUUUAGUGACUUGCGAGGGCCUUCAAAAGCUGGGUGGCGUACUGCUGCCAUCAUCCAUGAGUUAGAAGUAUGUCUUCAAUUCCAUUAAUUACAAGUGGUUUUUUCAUUUCUUGCCAGUACUUUCCAAAAAAACCAAUUAAUCACUUUUGUUCGUGUACUUGGAAACUUUUGACGGUUUGUAAUGUUGAAUAUUGAUUUUGAGAAGAGGUGAUCUCGAAACUUGAUUCUUUGAUUAUGUCUUCUUCUAGUAAACAAGAUAUCCCUAUUUAUCUAAUUACUGAAUCUAAUCUUGAACAUCUUUUCUUUUCAUCUUUUUAAAAUUAUUUAUUAUUA